Lepus europaeus (European hare) is the source of this 198-nucleotide messenger RNA. RefSeq names its product beta-defensin 123-like. The record is from RefSeq and is a predicted model, not a curated record. Gene Ontology annotation, biological process: innate immune response. Bases 1 to 198 code for a protein of 65 amino acids. Lineage: Eukaryota; Metazoa; Chordata; Mammalia; Lagomorpha; Leporidae. The transcript has 2 exons. Gene Ontology annotation, cellular component: extracellular region.
AUGAAGAUUCUUUGGCUAACUUUGACCAUGCUGCUGCUCCUGUCCCAGGGCAUUCCAGGCAGCACUGAAAAAUGUUGGAAUCUUCAUGGCAACUGCCGUGACAAAUGCUCCAAGACCGAGAAGUUCUAUGUUUUCUGUGUGAGUGGAAAACUGUGCUGCGUGAAGGCCAAGGAGAAGCCAAACUUACCGUGGCACUGA